This is a messenger RNA of Chara braunii, 3817 nucleotides long. Lineage: Eukaryota; Viridiplantae; Streptophyta; Charophyceae; Charales; Characeae. The record is from the annotation of a GenBank genome assembly.
CGGAGGGGGAGGAGGAGUUCGAGGACAACGAGGAGGAUAGGAGGGCGGUCGAGGGUGGAGCUGAUGAUGGUGACAGUGGUACAUAGGACAUGGAGGUGCGGCGAGAGGUGGAGCGUGCCAGGGGAAAGAUGAGGAGGGAGAAGGCCGUUGACGAGGAGAGCACCCCUGACGAGGACGAGGACGGCGACGAUGACGAUCAGGGAGCAGACAUUGGGGCCUCUCUGGAUGGGGGCCUGAUGGCCGAUGGCCGUCGUGGCCAAGAGGGGGCAGCCAAGGCGAUGAACGAGGCUGCGGGAUCGAAGAAGAGAAAGAGGAAGGCGAAGAUGACUCCCAUUGAGGCGAGAUCACCACCUUCUCAGCCGAAGAAGAGCAGAGUUCUUCGACAGACGUCCGUGCUGGAGACCUUCAAUCCGGUGUGGCAACGAGAUUUUUCCAACUCCUUUCUGCAGUGGUGGUACGUGAGCGGUAUUCCAUUUGAGGCGGCGAGGAGGCCAGAGUAUCACACGAUGAGGAAGAAGUUGCUCGAGUGUCCGCGGUACACACAUCCGGCAUUGCCCACGCACAAUGUCAUCUCCUGCGAUGGCAUCCCUCAACAGCAGCGAGUUGUGGCGGACAUGGUGGCGGUCGUCCGCAAGGACAUUGAGGCGACGGGAGCGACCAUCCUCACGGAUGGUCGCAAGUCCAUCACGAGUGACCAGAUAGUCAACUUCCUUGCUGUUGGGCCAACUGGAGCGUACCUUUUCAGGACUGUGCAGUGGGACGGUGCUGUUCAGGAAACAGCAGAAGCCGUCGUGGAGCGUUGGAAGGACGUGUUUGACAGGUUCGGUGUCGACAAGGUCAACGCCAUCUGCACUGAUUCGGCAUCUGCAUACGUGGCUGCAUCCAAGCUCCUCGCGCAGGAGGAAGUCAAGUACAACCACAUCACUUGGCUUCCGUGCGCGGUCCAUGUCUGCAACUUGUUGUUGUCAGACAUGGCGAAGGACGGGUGCGACGGGAACCUUGGGAAGAGGGAGGACACCAUCAACAGGGCUCGAGCUGUCGUGCGUUUCAUCAGAGAGCAGGGGGCGUCUCUCAACCUUUAUCGACCGUUCUCUGUUGCCCACCCUUCUUCUGCCUCCACGGCGGCGGGCAGUUGUAGCGUGCGGUACGCGCCAUUCUGGGAGCACGUGGAGGACAUCGUGGAGUUGAUGACGCCUGUGAUGCAGUUGCUACGACGUUUGGAGAGGGGGGGACGCCUGAUGACUCGCAUGUGGUCGUGGGGUUUAGCCAUGGUUGAUAGGGUGGCGAUAGCGAGCCUAAACAGGACGUGGAAGGACGAGCUCCACAUCGUUGUUCAGGCUUGUCAGGCGAGGGUCGCUCAUAUGUUGGAGCUCGCACAUUGCAUGGCCCACCUCCUCAACCCGCGACACAGGAGCAUUACAUUUUUUGGAGCGGCGCAGCGAUCCGAGCACGACAAGACACUGACAGACGAGUCGCUGCGAUACCUUCGCCAACAGACUGGUGGUGACAAGGAUCUGUAUCAGACGUUACACACGCAACAGGCGGAGUUUCAUUGUCGGGAGGGUGAUUGGACGUAUGGAGGGGUUGAGGGAGACAGGGACGCGGCCUCCUGGAGAGGGGAGGAGGAGACGUCACAGAGGCGUAACCAGCUUGGUUUCAUCAAGCUGACUCGUUUGGUGGAGAUAUCCACCAACUUGAGAUUGAGUCGUUGUCAGGGGAGGGGUUCAUGGUACGUUCUUCCAUGGGAGGAUGGUGAGGAGGAGACAGAGGACGUUAUUCCUCCGCCUCGUGACGAGGGUGUUUGGCCAGCUGACCGAGUCACCGAGGCACAGCGCGACCGGCAGGUCCAACGCGGGCGGAAGGAUCACCUUUCGAAGGCACCACCCAGCGUUGCGACGUAUUUCGGUCGUCGCGCCACAGUGCUCAUGGCGACUGAGUUAGAGUCGGUCUACGAUCCCGAGCCUGAUCCCAUGGCUCAGGACCCGAUGGAGGCCGAGCCGUGGUCGGAUCCGGACGACCUGGCCGUGGAGUUAGAGCCUGGAGGUUCUGAUGAUGAUGACGAUGACACUCCUCUCAUCCUGAUUCCACGUCCUCGCACACGUGCAUCCACGGCGACCGCUGCACCGUCUCCCGCAGCACGCCCUCCUUCGAGUACUCCUGGCGUCCCGCUACGAGGCCCAGUGGACAGUGCUGAGGGCACGACGCCACACCCUUCAGCCGAUCGUCGUAGACAUGGUGAGCAGAGGACUCGCGAGUACGUUGAGGAGGGAGACGACGGCGACUACAGGGAGGGAUACGAGGGCAACAAUGAGGAUGAGGAUGAUCCCGGCUAUUCCCCGACACGCCGACAUGGUGACGACGACGACGACGACGAGGGCGGCGACGGUACACAGCCUGCGGGUGGUUUGCGGAGGUCCGAGAGACAGCGUGGCGACCGAUGCAGUAGUGCAGGCAGGGGAGGCAGUGGGCCGGGUGUUGGGGGUGCAGGGCACACAAGCGGUGCAGGGCGUGGUGGCGGAGGACAAGCGAGGCGCGAAUCUGCAUCGUCCACUCACACUGUGCACUGGGUUGAUGAGGGGAAGCGCACCGUGUCAGCUGAGGUUGCUCCCUCCCCUACAGAGGUCGGUUCGUCCCCUGCAGAGUUCGCAGCGGCGUCUGCGGAGGGCGCAGGCGGGUUUGCAGAUGUUGGUGGCGAGGGUGUACAGGUUGGGAGGCCAUCUGCACAGUUGGGUGCCAGUUUCAGCGACGACAUUUUUGAUGUUUCGUUAAGGCUUCCCACGACACCGGCAGGGGAGCGUGUUACUGGCGAUGCGGACGCAGCGGCUACGCCCGUCAGUCAGAUACUUCGUGGUAUACCUUCAUGCAGCGAGGGUGACAUCAGUAGUAGCAUGUUGCAGGAGGCAGCAGAGGGGACACAGGGUUCGUCGGGGCAGCACGAGCAUGCAACAGGGGAUGAUGGGGAGUGUCGACCUUCGCAGGAGCGGGCGGCAGAGUUAGAGCAGGAUAGGAUCGACCGCGAGGAGAAGAGGAGGGCGAAGGACUUGGCUAGCCACUGCGAGAUGACACAGAGUAUUGCGUCGAGGGCACGUGCAGAGCGGAUGCUCGAGACGGGCAUUGCGGCAGGAGAUGCACAGGUCGAGUGCGGCGGUGCGGGCGGAGGGGAUGCAGGCGAGAGACCUGCGUCGCCAAUUCAGGGUGUUUGCGUAUUGCCUCUCGGUGGGGCCAUGUCGGCGGGGGAGUUGGAGCGGCAGGCACGGGAGGACCCAUUGCAGGCAGAUCGCCGCGGGUGGAUGGAUGAGGCGUGGAGGAGGUUGAUGGCAGAGGGCCCAACUUACGUGCCUUGCAGCCUGUCAGUGCCAUCGUCCACCACUGAUGUCAUCACACCCGCAUAUGUGGAGGGUCCAGGCGCGGCACGGAGCCCCACACCUGCACCUGCUGCCCCCCCGGCACCUGCUAGGGAGUCUUCGUCUCCUCAGUCACGGAAGAAGAAGAUGAGAGCAGGGAAGAGUCUUAGUACCGUGAGGAGGGUGACGCAGACGAUGCGGGCGAGUCAGCCCGGGUUGGCCGGUUUACAUCCGCGGACUCUGGCGUCUUUGGGCGGGGACGUUGUCGCGGACGCAGUGGGAUGGUAGGAGAGGGCCUCCACCCGCGCAACGGAGCAGCCCAUGAGCGCACCUGCUGAGGCGACGGCGCUACGUACUGGAGGGCGUAGAGCGGGUAUGGGCGACCACGCCGAGCAAAGUGCCCCCCCCGGGAGGAGCAUGGGUGCACUUAUAUUGCGGAAGGAUGUGAGGGCAGUGCCUGCGCAGCGACCGUC